UAGUAUUGAGAUUACUUGUUGUUGUUGGUAAGCUCAAGCCUAGCUGCUUACUAAUGAUUAAACAUGUUAAUGGAUGGAAAGUUUCUCACUUCCUUCAUUACAAGAUCAUUCAAGGAAAGGAAAGAGGAGCGAGCAAGUGUGGGCUGUUAUGUUAAUGGGCUAUUAUGCUUGGUCCAGACAUUCCAAUUUCCAGGAGGAGGCGGAAACCCUAGACUAGACAACUUGGAUAGAAUUAGAAAGAGAAGAGAGACUGCUGCUAAUCCAGCCGUUGACAAUCAACCAACAAUGGCGGAGCGAAAAGAUCAGAUCGUGGCAUCAGAGGAACCUCCUUCACCCAAAAGGCAAAAGUCGGAGUUAGGUGGAGCUGAUGAUCAUCUUGACGAGCAGCAGCAGCAGCAGCAGCAGGGUGCGAUAGAGCCUGUGGAAGAGCAGUUAACUGAUGUCGAAACUUCUGAUGAGGACGAGGACGAAGCUGCCAGGAAUAACCUGCCGAUCACAUAUCGAUUCCUUCGCCCUGAGAGCAAAUUUCAUGAGAAACUGGCCGCCAUUAUAGCUCGAGGAUCAUCAUAUACUACGUCAGACGCUGAAGAUCAAGAAAUCAGGAAGGAGGAAACUGCCUCCAUUGCCCGACUUGCUGUGAAGUUUUACAACAGGAAACAUGGUGUGAAUUAUGUGCUUCAUGAAGCGCUUUUCAGCCGUUCUGUUCUUUUCCACCUUGCAAUGGCCUGCCACGCCACCUUCACUGCCAGGGAGGAAAACAGCACUUCCACUCACGAGUUUUUUGUGGAGACGCUUCAAUACUAUGGUGAUAUGGGUAUUCGAAUUCUUGAUUGCAUAGACCUGACUCAAUUUGGACCCGAUCGUGUUCGCAAAGGUUGUGUCUAUUGUCAUGAAGACAUGGUCCAUCCUCAUGUGGAAUGUUGCCAGUAUGGUACGGAUGAGUCCGCCGAUCAUAAGAAGUUCUAUAAAAUCAAGUAACAACCAAUCCACCUACUAUUCUUCUCCCAGCGAAGAAUAUGAUAUUUGUGUAAUGAUAAUAUAAUUUACUAUUUAUAGGAAUUUUAUAUUCGUUCGACAAGAAAAAUAUGUUUUUAUAAUAGAUAGUAGUAUGAAAUCAGACCUUCAAGAAUAUCAUAUUCUAACGUAUUGUUGAAUGCUUGAUUUCCUUUUUAGUUUGUUUUGUUAUUUCCACUCCUAUUUUGGGGUUUUCUUCCCUUUUGAGUUUGCGUGAAGCUAACGGCUUGUCCUCCCGCGCCACUACAAAGACUGCAAACCGUUGGCGCAUUCCUACGCUUGUUUGCUUCUUUCUGCUUUCAUCAUUUCUGUUUUAAUAUAGUGGAUCAAUUACAAAAUGGUCAACAAAUCUUUCAGUCAGUCACAAGUCACCCAUUAAACUUUAAUAAUCGACAAACUCAUCAUUGAUGUAAUGAUGUCUCCCUAUCUCGAUUUAGUUUUCCAUUUGACUAUUAAAAAUGAAGCACUAACUAUAAUUAGCUUAAAAUCAAAUCCAGUAAUGAACUCAACUACAACAUGCACCACUAUAUAAACUCUUAAUUGAUAGUCGGUCUACCAAAAUUGUAUUAUUGUCAAAUUGUACGAGCUAAUGCACCGUCUUAUCAACAAAUUUUUUAUCAAUCAUCUCUCUAAAGAUAAAUUAUUACAUAAAUAUGAAGCACAAUCGGUAAGUCUAUGCAACUCACUCUUACCUGUACAAAUUCUCGUACAGCCCAUUACCUUGCUAAUUAUGGCCAACCUCUUGGUUUUAAUUUACAUAUGAUUGAUUACAAUGAUUUGAGUCUUCGAUAAUCGGUGUUGUGUGUAUAGCGGAGUGUUUCUCACAAAUUGUUACAAAAUGAAAGUUCAAUGACCGA
Molecule: messenger RNA, 1871 nt
Organism: Linum trigynum
Lineage: Eukaryota; Viridiplantae; Streptophyta; Magnoliopsida; Malpighiales; Linaceae
Source: the annotation of a GenBank genome assembly